Mercenaria mercenaria is the source of this 1973-nucleotide messenger RNA. RefSeq names its product inactive C-alpha-formylglycine-generating enzyme 2-like. NCBI's taxonomy places the organism in Eukaryota, Metazoa, Mollusca, Bivalvia, Venerida, Veneridae. The record is from RefSeq and is a predicted model, not a curated record. Gene Ontology annotation, cellular component: endoplasmic reticulum. Bases 58 to 1164 code for a protein of 368 amino acids. The transcript has 9 exons.
ACAGAUGUUGCUUCCGCUCAAACGGAGCAUGCGCAAUUGAUUUCCUGUUGAAUCAAAAUGGCAGCCAGACGUGUGAUGUGGAUUUUUAGCAUUUUUAUCUAUAUUUUGAUAUUGAGAUUAUCCAACUGCUUCAGAAGUUUUCAAGUAGACGAAUUGCUGAAAGGGCAUUAUGAUUUUAAAGAUGUAAUGAAACAGCAGUUAGGAGGCAAAUUCACUGUAGGAAUAAAUGAUCCCAAAUCUUACACUGGGGAGUAUCCUGUGAGGGGCACGGAAGUGAGACCGUUCUACAUGGAUGUAUACCCUGUUACAGUGGCACAAUUUUGGAAAUUUAAAAUGCAUAAGAAAUACUUCAUAACGUCUGCUGAGAAGAAAGGUUAUAGCUGGGUACUUGCAAACCAUGUUAGUGACCAUGUAAAAAAGAGGUGGAGCGCGGAAUCAGCUGACCCGUGGUGGCUUGCAGUAAAGGGAGCACAGUGGGAUAGGCCAGAGGGCCCAGGGACACAUGUUCGGGAUCGCCUCGACUACCCUUUAGUUCAUGUGAGUUACAGGGACGCUAAGGCAUAUUGUAUGUGGAUGGGGAAACGUCUGCCGACAGAGGAGGAGUGGGAAUUUGCUGCCAGAGGUCAACUGAGAGGGGUGCAGUACCCGUGGGGUGACAGAUACAAGAAGCUUAGGAUGAAUGUUUGGCAUGGUAAAUUUCCGGACGAGGAUAAAGGUCAUGAUGGCUGGAAGUCUUUAUCUCCAGUUGAUGCUUUUCCCGCACAAAAUAACCAAAGUAUGUUCGACAUGCUAGGCAACGUGUGGGAAUGGACAAGCACGCGGUAUUACGAGAGAGUUGUGGACAGAAAACUACAGGAUCUAAAAUAUGUCCUUAAAGGCGGGUCAUACAUGGACACAAGAGACGGCUCAUAUAACUACGUUGUUCGGACUGCCAAUAGAAUGGGCCAGGAACCAACGUAUUCUGCACAUAACGUUGGUUUCCGGUGUGCGGCUAGCGCUCCCCACCUAAUGGAAGAUCUCAGAAGGAAAAACACAAAGUACGAUAGAACGACACCGGCGCCUAAACGGAAACGGGGACCUGUGCUACAUCGCAAGCCAGAUUUGAAUAAAACUACAAAGCGAAAAGCAGACAGAGAAAAAAUCCUGAGAAAAGAAGAAUUGUGAUGAAAUUGGGGAUGAAAUAAUUAAGAAUAAAUUAGAACGGGACAGCAUGAAACGAACAAUUUAAUUUUACACAUUCUUUUAAUACCAUUUAUGUAACAUGAAUUAUGUUAUAUGUUUCAUGCCGUGUAGAUAACAUUUUUAUAUAUAUUUUUGCGAGUGUUUCUCCUAACAAGAGACCAGAAUGUCAUUAUUCCACACAUGAACUAUUAAUAAAGAAGUGUGUUUAUAUUCUGUGGAUCGCUCAUAUAACCACAAUGAUAGUUCUACCUUUUAUUCUGAAACAAAUUAUUAAUCGUUAAACCACUAUGUAAACAGGUACGAGUGAAACAAUAUGGCCGGUUAUACUGUCAUUGUAUGCAUACAGACAUUAAAUAGAAAAAUGGCGUGGAAAAAAGGGCAUAAUGGCGGAUACAAAUAGUCCUCAGUUUUUGCUCUGUAGAGCUGUUUUCCUUAUUUUCUUUGCAUUUUUUUUUUGUGCUAAAAUCACAUGACAGAUCUCUGCUUGACAUGUAGGUAGCAUUUUGAUGAUGAAAUAACAACAUGACAGAAUUUUUCAUGGAGACGUAGAUCAUACACCACCACUAUAAUUUGGGGUCUCAUUUUUUAGCUGAUUUUGCAGUUUUUGUAUUUGACUGAAUUUUUUUUUUUUUUUUUGCAUCAAACAUGACUCCCACUUUCUUUUGAUUUCUCUUCAGCAAUAACGAUAUUCUUUAAGAAAAUGUAAGCUACAGACAUUUAAAGUGGGUCCCGAUGUGUGCUGCGGCCAUUAGAAAUGUGUCAAUGUUAUACAGAAUAAAGAAUAACUGCUA